CGGUGUCACUCGCGCCGCGGUGCUGGUGGGACGUCGCUAUGGAUCUCUUCGUGGCCUUGGCCCUGGUGGCUCUCUUCUCCCUACCCAGCCUGGAUGCCGUGGAGCGUACUCCAAAGGUUCAGGUGUAUUCCCGUCAUCCGGCAGAGAAUGGAAAGCCGAACUUCUUGAAUUGCUAUGUGUCUGGGUUUCAUCCCCCGCAGAUUACGGUUGAUCUGUACAAGAACGGUCAGAAGAUCACAGAGAAGGUAGAACGGUCAGACUUGGCCUUCAGCAAUGACUGGUCGUUCUAUCUCCUGGUCCACACUGAAUUCAUUCCUAAUGGAAAAGAUGAGUGGGCCUGCCGUGUGGAGCAUGUGACUCUCAAGGAGCCCAAGAUAGUGAAGUGGGAUCGAGACAACUAACCAGAAUCACUGAGCAUUUAAAGAGACCCCAUUUGGAUUGGACUAAUUUCAGUUUUUUUCUUUAUUUUUAAAAAACUAUCCUCCUGCUUCAUACGGUGAUCAUCUGUCUUUGGGAGCCCCACUCCCAGGUGUGGGGUGUGAGAAGGUAGCGCUAGAAGCCUGGCAGCAUGGAGCUGGGGAAGAGAAAAUUCAACACCAAGUUCCACAUUAACCUCUUGGCCAAAUCUGAACUCUUCUAUUCUGCACUCAAAGCUUGGCAAUAAGGCAUUUCUGUGUAUUCAGAAUUAAACUCACAUAUGCAUGCUCUGCUUAGAAAAAAUGACCCAAAUUUAGAAAAAAUGGCCAGGAUUUUAGAAAUUUGUAAUAGUGGUUGAGAUGUAUCACAUAAAACUCAUUUUCUGCAAGUAAAAAUUGGCAGCGCAUACUUUUAUUUUGAUCUUGUUUUACUAAUAAAAAACUACUCAACCCGA
Molecule: messenger RNA, 871 nt
Organism: Echinops telfairi (small Madagascar hedgehog)
Lineage: Eukaryota; Metazoa; Chordata; Mammalia; Afrosoricida; Tenrecidae
Gene: B2M
Product: beta-2-microglobulin
Exons: 4
Coding region: 39-401 (120 amino acids)
Biological process (GO): immunoglobulin production involved in immunoglobulin-mediated immune response; antigen processing and presentation of exogenous peptide antigen via MHC class II; peptide antigen assembly with MHC class II protein complex
Cellular component (GO): MHC class II protein complex; MHC class I protein complex
Molecular function (GO): MHC class II protein complex binding
Source: RefSeq, a predicted model, not a curated record